AUGGAUCGAAUCCAUGAAGAGGAUGAAAUGUUCAGACUACCGAAAUACUUCGUGAACGGCCUUCUAUUCUCCAUACACGAUGACAACUCUCAACUUGAGGUGCGUCGCUAUGGCAAAUGUUUCUAUAUCACAAUGUCGCCCGACAACUUUGUCGAUUCACCUGCCAUCAAACAACAAUAUCUCGAUUACCUGGCUGCGGAAAGAUCCGACGCUACUGAUGACGAUAACAUGGCGGAGGACUACAGUCCAGAGGACUUCUAUGCUUGGGCCCUCGAGCCGUGUCUUCCACUCUUCGAAAUUGUAGCUCCAACCCCAGAGAAGAACCCCAAGAUCACUCUUCAUGAUUUUCUCCACCCAGAGGUUUUCUAUUAUUCGCUCCGCGUAGUCGAUGGGGAAUUGACCCCGGUUCAGAGUGAUGGAAGAGGGGCUGGAAUGUUAUCUCCAGGUCUCGAGUUGGAUGGCUCAGCAUUCUCUCCAGCAUGGCCCUCAUUUCUGCCAACAGCAAUCGAAAUCUGUAUUGCGAGCCCUGAGGAUGCCAUUAUGGCUUCUCCCAACAAAGUUCUCGUUAACGGCAAGGGAAUUUGCUUCUUCAAGCUGUACCAGCACGGCGACACAACUAUGGCUCUCCGCGAACUCGAGAACUACAAACGGAUCACGGAGUCUAAUCUAGAUCCUGAUGUACGCAUAUGUCGCCUCCACGGCGUUGUUAAAGAUGACGAAAACCAACUUAUCGGGCUGCUAUUAACAUAUAUUGAAUGCGAAUUUCUAACUCUGGCUUGUGCUGUGGAACCCGACACUCCGACUUCUACCAAACAGAAGUGGGUGGAUCAAGUCAGGCACUUUGACACAGUUACACGAGGCCGGAAUUGUCUGGGGUGA
Messenger RNA from Cadophora gregata, 879 nucleotides. RefSeq lists its product as uncharacterized. The transcript has a single exon. The record is from RefSeq and is a predicted model, not a curated record. Lineage: Eukaryota; Fungi; Ascomycota; Leotiomycetes; Helotiales; Ploettnerulaceae. Bases 1 to 879 code for a protein of 292 amino acids.